GCUCGUGCGCGUGACAGAACCGGAGCGGUGUGUACAGAGGACGGGACGCGGGAGGCGCGAUGUCGGCGUGGAUUAAUGUGGUUAUUAUCGUUAUAUUCGGGACGGCGGAGGUGAGCGCGAGGCGACAGGACGAGUCGGUGCUGGUGGGAAGCGUGAUGCGCGCGCGCUGCGUGUCCCGGUGCCUCAGUCUGCACCGCACGCGCAUCUCCGCUGUGUGUAAACACGCUCAGGGAAACGGAUCUCUGGUUUGGUGUCAGAGUCACAAGCAGUGUUCCAAGUGUCUGGAGCCCUGCAAAGCAUCAUGGGAUCUCAGAGAGAGCGAGUGUCAGGAUUUGUGUGAGACCGUCUUCCCCAAUAAACAGUCCGAGUGUGUGGUGAGCUGUGAGUUUUUCCUCUCGGUGGAGUCGGUGAAACAGGGGGCGUGUCCAGCUCCGGAUCGAGCGAGCGGAUUUGCUGCUGCCUGUGUGGAGAGUUGUGAGAGCGACGCCCACUGCUCCGCCCACAAGAAGUGCUGCUCGAAUGGCUGUGGACGAACCUGUCAGCUUCCCAAGAACGUUUAUAAAGGUGUUCCUCUGAAGCCCAGGAGCGAAUUGACGUUUCUUGAAUUGCCGUCAGGUCACCUGGAAGUCCGCUGGUCCUCAAAGUUUAACAUAUCAGUGGAGCCUGUGGUUUACGUGGUACAGCAGAGCUGGAAUUACGGCAUCCACCCGAGCGAAGACGACGCAACACCGUGGCAGGAUGUGGCACAGGUCACAGAGGAGCGAGUUGUGUUGGAGAUCAGAGCCACUCGCUGGUACCAGUUUCGUGUAGCAGCUGUGAACAUACACGGAACUCGUGGAUUCACGGCACCGAGCAAACACUUUCGCUCCUCCAGAGAUCCGUCUCCUCCCUCACGCCCGUCUGAGCUCAAGGUGUCCAACGUCACGGCGGAUGGCGGCGGCUCAGUAACGGCACGUCUGGAAUGGACUGUCCCUAAAGAGAUGGACGUCCCCGUCCAUCAUUAUAAAAUCUCCUGGAGCUGGAGCACUUUGGGAAGAACCAGCAUGCACUCUAAGAAGAAGAGGAGAAAGACCAUUGAUGGGGUGAAGAGCUCAGUGAAUCUGGAAGGUCUUGCAGUAAACAGCUCGUACACUGUGGAGCUUCAGGCUGUGGCUCUGUGGGGUUCAGCCAGACUGAAAAGCCCAAAAACAUCUCUGCAGUUCAGCACAGCUCAGGAGAAUGAGCACACGAAACUCACAAGGAAACUGAAGCACAUGUUUUCUUCACCGUCUCUGGAGGCAGGAACGCCGUUUUAUCAGGACACACAGCUGCAGGUUCGAGUUUACUGGAAGAAGAGAGGAGAUCCCACAAUGAGCCGCUUCCAUGUCCAGUGGACACCUGAACUCUGCCUCCACAACCAGACCAAAGCCCUGGAGAAAUCUGUCACACACGAGAGUUUCAUCCACUUGUCCGGGCUGCUUUUCUCCUGUCAGUACAGAGUGACUGUUCACACACUCAGAGCUAAGAAACACUCUGAACUCGGCACCGUCACCUUCACCACACCGUCUUGUCCUGCUGUACGGAGCAAAAGUCACAAAUCCAUCAUUUGUCCAGGAGAAGAAGCAGCCGUGAAAGUGGCAUCAAAACCCGAGAACCUGACGGCGUCUUUCACGGCUAACGGGGAAAACGUCACUGGACACUUCUUCUGGCGUGUUUCCCGCCCUCAGCCUCAUCAGCCAAUCACAGGCUUCCAGGUCACUUGGGCAGACGUGACAGUGGUGAAUCGGGAGAACAGCAUUCCCAACAGCAUCGUUUCCCAGUCACAGAUUCUUCCUCCAGAUCAUAACUUCCUGGAGGUGCUGAAUCUCAGGCCCAUGUCCUCCUACAGAUUAGAGGUUCAGGUCAUCACCAGUGUAGGAGAAGGCCCUUCUACCAUGAAGGUUUUCCACACACCCAGUGUUUCCUCAGGUUACAGGCUUAAACUUCAUCAGCACUCAGGACACCAGAAGCACUGAGAGCAGAACAGUCAUUAGAAAGUUUCAUUGGCUUACAGACAAACUCUUAGAUCGAUUCCGCCACUGAAGAACUACUUCUGGAUUUGGUUCUGGCUUGUUUCACCUGCUGAAAUGAAACCCUGGCUGGUUCUCCUGGUAAAACUGGUUCUGGUGUGAUUUUCCUACUAUAGUUGGAUCUGGACUAGCAUUUGGCAGAUGUUCAAACUGAACUAGUAAGGACAUCAGUAUAAGAUUUGGUUCUGCCACUGGUUCUCCUCCUAAACCUAGAUAAGACCUGCUUCUGUACUGUAUAAACUGACAGAACUGGUACUAGAGCGGUUCUCCUAAAGACGUGACCUGUGGACUGGUUCUCCUUCUGACACCACUGAUUCUGCACUGUUCCUCUGUCUACAAACUUACAGACUGGUUCUGCUCAUGAAACUGGUUCCACGUCUGCAACCAGAACCCGGUUCUGAAAGGUACUAGACUACUAGUAUGUUGUUUUUAAAUUGAAAUAAAAUAUUUUUCUACUUCAGAGCCAUGUUGAGGUUUUGAACAGAUGAAUGUAUCUUCAGAAAUGUGGAAUUUUAGCAGCUUUUGACUGGAAAAUGUUCAAAACUGAACAAAAGAUCGUCUCUAAAUAUCUCUGCUUUUUAUAAGUCACGUUAGCGCUGAAAGUCACGUCUGGUGUCUUCACUGAAGUCAUUUUCCACUAACACAUUAACCGAGAGUGGACGUGAGCGGCGUUACUGCGUAUAUUCUUUAUUAAUAACUUUGGGAUUAAACUGAUGAACUGUGUAUGUUCUCGCAGAACGUUAUUGAUCACUAUAUCAGUAUUUAUUUGUGUGUAUGUUCUGGGUGCUGUUUGUGUGGACUGUACUGUUGUACGCUCUUGUUUUUUUCUGAAACUCACAGCUCCUGGUUCAGAGGUUUUGUAUAAAAUGAAAAGUGUUAAUAUGAUAUGAUAUAUUUUUGUCAUUUAUU
Messenger RNA from Tachysurus vachellii, 2957 nucleotides. It is a transcript of the gene anos1, whose product is annotated as anosmin-1. The coding region runs from base 60 to 1994 and encodes 644 amino acids. Gene Ontology annotation, molecular function: protein binding; peptidase inhibitor activity. The record is from RefSeq and is a predicted model, not a curated record. Lineage: Eukaryota; Metazoa; Chordata; Actinopteri; Siluriformes; Bagridae. Gene Ontology annotation, cellular component: extracellular region; cell surface. Gene Ontology annotation, biological process: neuron differentiation. The transcript has 14 exons.